This is a messenger RNA of Closterium sp. NIES-67, 1775 nucleotides long. The record is from the annotation of a GenBank genome assembly. Lineage: Eukaryota; Viridiplantae; Streptophyta; Zygnematophyceae; Desmidiales; Closteriaceae.
GCAGUACUGUUGUCGGGGAACGGCGUGAGAGAUUUGAAGCUGCGAGCGCUGGCGGCAGGGAAGGCGCUGGCCUCGCUGCUGCCGCUGCAUCGCAAUGUAACAGUAGUAACAGCAACGGUCUACAACCCAUCCGUGGCGAAAGUCCCUCCACUUUCGCCUGUUUCGCCGCAAAUGGUUCAAGGGAGCUCGUGGCUACCUGUGCUCUGGUCACCCUCCUGUCCUGCAUUCUCCUCCUCGACCUCAGCAGCCCCUCGAGCUUGUCACCCUCCGCCUUAAUCACACCUACAACAGCCUUCUUCCGUUUCGGCGCGGGCAGCUCCAAAGUUCUCCGCUGCCCGGUCGAAAUGAGCUCUGUCGUCCUCAAGCCCACCCUCGGAACCGACUCUGAGUUCUUGCGUCCUGUCCCUUGGGCGCCACUACCCGGAAAAUUCCUCCUGGCAACAUGCAUGCAGGGGCAGCUAUCGAACCGCCAUCUGUGCGUGCAUAAAUCUCUCCUCCUCGCGAUGCUCCUUAAUCGCACGCUUCUCGUUCCGCGUCGUGACAUUUGCUCGUCCUCGAAGCCCCACUGGCGCUACGAUCUAUCCCGGACUAUAGACUUGGGCCACUUGGGCCGGUGCUUUAUGGGGGUAGGCGGGGAAAACCGGGGAUCAACAGGCGCGGGAGCAGCUGCAGCUACAUCCUCAGCAGGAGAAAAACCAGGCGACUACAGUUCCUUUAAGGAAGCAAUCCCGGGAGUGAUGUCGCUGGACGCCUAUCUGGCGGCGCACAACAGCAGCGUUCUAGAGGUUGACGAGCUCGCAUGUGGGCUGGUCCCGGACCCCUCCGCCUGUUUCAGGCUCCCCAAGUGCAGCAAACGCCUCAACCUCACACCCAUCACCUUCCCCUCGAAUAUCUCUCCUGCGCUGCUCCCCCAAGGUCGGCUUGCUGACCUGGCAGCCAGGCUGGCAAUAUCUGCUCCCAAUACUGUCACUGCUCGGGUCCUUUGCCUCGGGGACCUCUUUGGAUUGCACACAGAGGAGUUUUCUCAGAACACUGCCUUCCUGCCGCCGGCGUUUCUUCCCACGUCCUGCGGUCUGCCCCUUCGGCCGCCUGCUGCUGUUGUGGAUGCUGCUGCUUGGUUCAUGCAGGAGUAUCUGGGGCGGGACUUUGCGGCUCUGCACUUGCGGCGAACGGACUUCUUGCAGCGCUUCUUUGAGGGGAAAGAUGCUGAUUACUGCCCUCUUGUCACCAUUGCCGAGUGUGUGGUGGAGAGAAUCAGUGCAGCCAAUAGAGCUGCAGCAGCUGAUGCGGGUAUUGCUGAUGAUGGCGAUGGUGAGGGUGAUGGUGUUGGUGGGCUUGCUUCGUUUGCUGGAACCUCCUAUGAAGGACGGCCGAUUCGCAUUGUCUUAUUUUGCACGGAUGCAGGCGGGGCGCAGGUAAAGGCUCUCUCGCGCCUUCUAGAGUACCAUGGAAUCGUUUUAAUCCGCGUGAACAUGCUUGACGACCCUGCUCUCCGGUCCUCCGGAGUGGACCAAAGUGUGGCCAACUCCCCUGAUGCGGCAGCCAUGGUCGAAAAAGUAAUUGCUGCUAAUUCCCGACUCGCGUUGUACGCCCGCGGGUCUAGUUUCUCUGGACAAAUUAGGUAUUUGAGGGAGAGCAUGGGGCUUGAGAGUUGCUGGGAUGGGAUUGUCUGUGAAGGAAGGGCUGGUGGAUCACUAUCGUUGCCAGAAGCCCUUACAAAGCAAUGAUAUGCCAGGCUGCCAUGACAAAUUUGCUUCUGUUGUCAACUUAUACAU